Messenger RNA from Culex pipiens pallens (northern house mosquito), 2135 nucleotides. Its product is annotated as transmembrane protease serine 9-like. The record is from RefSeq and is a predicted model, not a curated record. Gene Ontology annotation, biological process: proteolysis. Gene Ontology annotation, molecular function: serine-type endopeptidase activity. Lineage: Eukaryota; Metazoa; Arthropoda; Insecta; Diptera; Culicidae. The transcript is spliced from 6 exons. The coding region runs from base 243 to 2072 and encodes 609 amino acids.
GAGCUUAGAACGGUUGCGACUGUCGGCGCGCGUUAGUUGCAAUUUUUAUCCCGCCCGGUUCGGUUUGACAUUCAGCGCGCCACAGAUCAAUUGGACUAAGUGCAGCGUUAAGCGUGUUUAGUGUUGUGAUUAAUAGUAUUGGGUGUGACUUGGGCUACCGCAUUACUGUAUAAUUUAGUGAAAACUAAGCGGAUUCAAGUGGCUUGUGCGAUCCCAUGUGAAACUGUUAAACUUCAGCAGCAAUGAAGCUUCUCAUCGUAACCAUCCUCCUGGUCACCACAGCGUCCAAAUCACUGCAGAAAACAUCUCCCUGCCCAACCGUUUUCAGCUACGACGAAAAGGAGGACACCUCGGAGACCUGGUACGGCACGCUGCGCCUCAAAACCAACGUGCCGCUGCAUGGAAUCUUCAUCGACGUGAUCUUCGACGGACAGGUGUUCGUUUUUGGGGCAUACUUCAAAGACGUUACGACCAAGGACAACCUUCGGUUUCACAUCGAAGACAAAACGUACCGCUUGAACGCUGGCGAAACGCUGAUUCUAAAGUUUUACGUGAAGCAUUCGGACUACGGAAGAAUUCCGCUUUUGCGCCAGGUUCGAUUCAACGGACAAAACGUUUGUGUCGAUGUUUCAACGCCGGGACCGGCAACGGAGCGCACCGCGAAACCGGUUGUGGUCAGUCUCCAGGAUCAUCCCAUCGUGUAUCCGGAGUACUCGUCGCAACGCGAGACACGACCAGCAAUCAGUGAUAACACGCAUGACUCGAAUGUACAUUCCGUGCAACCCAUUAACUAUGUUGUCCAUGCUAACACUAACAUUCCCACCUCAACUGUGAAGCCUAAUCUGACCAUAGAUAGUCCGUAUAACCGCAUUGAUACCUUGAACGUGGAAUCGAGAUUUUCAGAACCAUCGAAUACCUCCAACGAACACUCCAGCAACCGAAAGCGACCUGCUGCGGAUCAUCACGAUCCCAUACAAGAUCCCACGAUUUGGAAGAAGCCCAGCAGCUCGUCAACGGAAACUUCCACCGCUCGAACGAUCCGCCAGCCGAAUCCAAGCUACGAAAGCUCCAACGAGAACGUCAACUACGGCAAUGUUCGAACUCCAGCAUCUGCGGGAAGCCGAGAAGGUGCAUACCGAACGACAACCGACGCGUACUACGGGGGCGAUUACACCCAGCAGCCGGCUAGGACUACGACUAAGAAAUCGGGAUUUUUCCAGGGUGAUUACGCGUUUAUUCAGAACGUGGAGACCUCGACCCACUACAUCAACUCGUACGACGAGGACAUCUGCGGUACAGUGGUACCGAAGGCCAACCCUCUGGUAACCCACGGAGCACCGGCCCAAAAUGCCCAGUUCCCGUGGCACGGAGCCCUGUACAGAUCGUCGUUGACCGAGCUGCGGUACCUGUGCGGAUCAACGCUGAUUUCCGCGCGUUUUGCCCUCACGGCAGCGCACUGCGUUGCGCUGGAGAAGAGCCUGAAACCGGUCGAGUCCGACAGCAUGUUACUUUACCUCGGGAAGACUAACCUGAAGAAGUGGACCGGUCCCGAGCAGGACGCCAAGCUCGAGCAGAUCAUCAUCCAUCCGGACUACAACUACGAGCGGUUCUUCGCCGAUAUUGCGCUGCUACGGCUGAAGGACGACGUCAAGUUCAACCACUUUGUACGGCCCGCUUGUCUGUGGAACUUUGACGAGGAUUACAAGGUGAUGAUCAACAAGGUGGGAUUCGUGCCCGGUUGGGGCUACACCGAGCGCGGUCUGGUCAGCGAGGAGCUGUCCUUUGCCCCGAUGCCGGUGGUGGCGCACGAGACGUGCAUCUGGUCCAACCGGGACUUCUUCAGCAAGGUCACUUCGAACACGUCGUUUUGUGCCGGCUUCCGGAAUGGAACGUCGGUGUGCAACGGAGACAGCGGCGGCGGAAUGGUCUUCAAGCAGAGCAACAAGUGGUACCUCCGUGGGAUCGUUUCGGUGAGCGCAGCUCUGCAGAACCACGUGAGCUGUGAUCCGAACCACUUUGCCGUGUUCACCGAUGUGGCCAAGUUCUUGAGGUGGAUCAGGAGUUAUAUGUAAACCAUUUAAGUUAAGAUUUAGUUCCAUAAGUAUCAAUUACAAUAAAUACCACAUAAAGCCUGA